AUGAAACUAGUUCGGUUUUUGAUGAAACUCAGUCACGAGACUGUUACCAUUGAGCUUAAGAAUGGCACCCAGGUCCAUGGCACCAUCACAGGUGUUGACGUGAGCAUGAACACGCAUCUGAAGGCUGUCAAAAUGACCCUAAAAAACCCCUGCCGCUGGACACACUGCUGGUUGACAUUGAGCCAAAGAUCAAGUCCAAGAAGAGGGAAGCAGUGGCCGGUCGCGGCAGAGGCAGGGGCCGGGGACGCGGUAGAGGCCGGGGCAGAGGCAGAGGUGGUCCCAGGAGAUGAGCCAUUCCUCACACAGCUUCUUGAGGAAGAAAACUUCAUCUAUUUUGCGUAUGGAAGCAAUAUGUUAAGCAAAAGACUGCAGCACAAAAACCCCACGGCGCUGUUUCACGUUACCGGACGACUGAAGGACUAUGAACUCAAAUUUGGCUACUGGAAGGAUAACGUGUCUUGUGCUUGGCACGGUGGGGCAGCUACAAUUGAGAACAGUCCUGGUGCAGAAAUGUGGGGAGUGGUAUGGACUAUUAACAAAGCAGACCUCUCAUCACUGGAUAACCAAGAAGGAGUCAAAUAUGGAGUGUAUUCACCCCUGGAGGUGUCUGUGGAGACUGAGCAUGGUCCAGUACUGUGCAGGACUUACAAGAUGAAUAAUUUCCGCCCGAUUCUUCCAUCCCCACAGUACAAAAAGGUUAUGUGUUUGGGGGCGGAGGAAAAUGGACUGCCAGCCGACUACCUCAGCAAACUGAACAGCGUUGAGACUAAUGGCUACAGCGGCCCAUCGUUACUCGAUGAACUGAAUCUUUAG
This is a messenger RNA of Knipowitschia caucasica, 813 nucleotides long. The record is from the annotation of a GenBank genome assembly. NCBI's taxonomy places the organism in Eukaryota, Metazoa, Chordata, Actinopteri, Gobiiformes, Gobiidae.